Messenger RNA from Punica granatum (pomegranate), 1338 nucleotides. NCBI's taxonomy places the organism in Eukaryota, Viridiplantae, Streptophyta, Magnoliopsida, Myrtales, Lythraceae. The record is from RefSeq and is a predicted model, not a curated record.
AAAUGACAAGCGGCAAAUGGCCAUGGCGUCUCUCGUCUCCCCGUCGUACCGUUUCACUCUCAGUCCCUCCCUCACUCCGUUCCGUUCACUCCCGAGCCGAGUCAGGGCCUUCCGGACUCAGACUCGACUUCGCCUUAGCUCAACGAUGAGUCAGGCGCCGCCGCCGCUGCCGGACGCUCCCGCCAGCAGCGGUGACGGUGAGGAGAAUAAGCAAGAGAACGACGUGAUCGUACAGUACGUGGUGCUCCGGCGAGACCUGAUCGGCACGUGGCCGCUCGGAAGCUUGGUGACGCAGGGCUGCCACGCCUCCGUCUCCGCCGUCUGGGAGCACCGGGACGAUCCCCUCACCGUAGAGUACUGUAGCCCCGACAAAAUCGAUUCUAUGCACAAGGUUACUCUUGAGGUAAAAGGGGAACCCCAGAUCCUGAACUUAGCGGAAAAGCUCAAAGCCGGCGGCAUCGCUCAUAAGUUGUGGAUUGAACAGCCUGAGAACAUCCCAACAUGUCUCGCCACAAAGCCUUACGCCAAGUCAACUGUGUCAUCGUACUUUAAGAAGUUAAAACUCUGCAAGUGAGUCCGUUCCACAUUUUCCUUUUCUGGGCUGUGGUAUUGGUAGCUGUCCUCGAACUCGUCAGUCGAGAUUCUCAGAAUUGCAUUGCACCCUGAAACAACACCAAAUUGAACACGAUACAUUGGGAAGAUGUCGAAUGGACAUCCCCUUUAUCUUGAUAGUCCUGGUCUGCCAUUCGCAUUGGUUCAGUUUCGAGUUUUCCUAAACUUACAGUUAGUCUGCUGAAAUAGAUGAGUUCUUGAAAAUUAUGUUACAGAUGGAGAGGUUUUGGCUUGUCCCCCGGUGUGUUCUCGCAGAGGCCAUCUCUUCUUGCAGUAACAUAUGAACUCUCCAGUUUGUCCACUGCAGAGGCAUUGCGUCUCGCUUGAUGUUGUCCGAAUCAAUCUUGCUCCCGUUCGUUUAACAUCUACGAGGUCAGAGAUCAAAGAGAUGUGAUCGGAACCUCAUCAUCGCCGGGGUACCUAACAGGAUUCCAAAGAAGGAUGCUAUUAGGGAUGCAUCGCGUGUAUGUUGAUAGUCCCUUUGCCGAAAUAAGUACAAUCCACACAUCGUCGAGUAAAGAGGAAAGACAAAAAUUAAAGGUGAAAAGGACAUAAUAUCAAUAUUUGUGCGGGUAUGAGAGAAAGGUUUGACCUUCCGAAAAUUAGGGAUGACGGGCUUUAACCGUGACAUGUUCGUCAUUAGAUCAGACCAAUUGCGUCAGUUUUUUUUUGCAACUUUUUUCUUGGGGUUGCAAAUUCGUCCAUUCAAUAUAUGUCUAUUUGGUA